Molecule: messenger RNA, 600 nt
Organism: Amphimedon queenslandica
Lineage: Eukaryota; Metazoa; Porifera; Demospongiae; Haplosclerida; Niphatidae
Product: receptor-type tyrosine-protein phosphatase epsilon-like
Exons: 6
Coding region: 112-600 (162 amino acids)
Biological process (GO): protein dephosphorylation
Molecular function (GO): protein tyrosine phosphatase activity
Source: RefSeq, a predicted model, not a curated record
GUAGCUUCUGGACUCCCCAUUACAAUUAUUGGUGCUGCCAUCGGUGCUGUUAUCCUUGUUGCAUUCAUAAUAUUAAUCAUCAUCAUUGUUGUCUGUGUUGCCAGGUUUAAAAUGUUAUCAAAAACUGCUGACAAUGCAUAUCCGUCUACCCUUGACUUGGAGGCAGUCAAUGAAAAAGCUGAACUGAGAGAAUUUGCUUCUUUACAAAAUGGGAACGUAGAGCAUGAGGAAGAGGAAGAAGAAACUGUAGCAUAUCCUGAAGUAAUACCUGAGGAGGAAAGGAUGAAGCCUAUCCCCAGGAGUGCUUUCUCUCAACACGUUAAAGAGAUGCACAGAGAACGAGAGAAAGGAUUUGAACUUGAAUACCACUCACUUGCUUCUCCUAAAGUCUAUCCUCACUUUAUUGCUAAACUCGAUUGCAAUGGACCCAAGAACAGAUUCGCUAACAUCUAUCCAUUUGAUGAUUCUCGUGUUGUCCUCUCAGUGUUGGAUGGUAUUGAAGGCAGUGACUAUAUUAAUGCUUCAUUUAUUGAUGGCUACAAUAGACAGAAUGCUUAUAUAGCAGCACAAGGUACAGGAAUACAGUCAUUCAUUUUAUAG